GAGAUAAAGCAUCGGAGCUUUAAAUUUUAGUCCCGAUCUAUCCCCCGAACAUCAAAAUUACGUAGCUGCAACCCUCCACCGUAGUAGUUGCUUCCUGUAUUUACAACUAACAAUAAUUAAGAAACCGACGAUUAAACCUUGGACUCUAUCAAUUUCAAUCACCCAAACGAUUCUCUUCUUCCUCAUUUUACUACUUUGGAUAUAUAAAAGCAUGACGCCCUAAACAGAGCUGCCCGCCUCCCAUACAUAGCCGCCUAGCUCUCACCUCCCAAUCAUCUCAACAACAAAACCCCCAUGGCGAGCAAAUCGCGAUGGGCCGACACGGCCGAAGACGCCGCCCUCGAAGCCAAACUCAAGCACGAAAAAGAAGAAAAGAAACGCAUAAAAGCCGAAAAAGCACGUAAAGCAGAACAGGAGCGACUCGAAGCCGAAGCAACGAAACGACAAGCCUUACAAGACCAACAACAACAGCAACAAGACGACCGACCACCUGCCAAGCGACGGAAAGUAACACCUGAACCAGAAAACGAGAAUAGUAUUAAGCUGUUGCGCUUUGAGGGAGGAACUUGGAGCAAGUCGCGCAGUGUCGAGAAUUAUGAUAAACUGAAUGAUAUUGAGGAGGGUGCGUACGGGUGGGUAGCGCGUGCGAAGGAGAUAAAAACGGGGAAAGUAGUCGCGUUGAAGCGUCUUAAGAUCGAUCCGACCGACACCGCAGGACUACCCGAGACAGGCCUACGAGAAAUACAAAUCCUAAAAGAUUGCUCGCAUCGCAAUGUAGUCGAGCUGCGGGAGGUGGUAGUCGGGGACGAUACAUCGCGCAUUGAGAACGUGUUUCUAGUCCUCGAAUUCUUGGAACACGAUCUCAUGUCCGUACUUAGCGAUAUGCCGGAACCGUUCCUGGCUUCGGAAGUUAAGACUUUGUUGCUGCAGCUCGCGAGCGGUGUUGAGUAUUUACAUGAUCGCUGGAUAUUGCAUCGGGACUUGAAGACCUCAAAUUUACUCCUGAAUAACCGCGGCCAGCUUAAGAUUGCGGAUUUUGGCAUGGCGCGUUAUGUUGGGGACCCCCCGCCCGCGAAACUUACCCAACUCGUUGUUACAUUAUGGUACCGCGCCCCUGAACUAUUACUAGGCACAAAGACAUACGACUCCGCUGUUGAUAUGUGGAGUGUGGGAUGCAUAUUUGGCGAACUACUAGCGCGCGAGCCGCUACUACAAGGCAAAAACGAAGUCGACGAACUUGCGAAAAUCUUCGAGCUUUGCGGCAUACCCACCGACGAGUCCUGGCCUGGCUUCCGUCGCCUGCCUAAUGCCCGGCACCUUCGUUUACCUAAAACUGGUACUAACACCGGCCCUAUCAUCCGUGCCCGGUUUCCAAUGUUAACGACGGCUGGGUGCGCAUUACUUAGUAGUCUACUAUCAUUAGAUCCAGACAGACGCCCCACAGCAAAGGAAAUGCUACAGCAUGGGUUCUUCCGGCAAGAUCCUAAGCCCAAGCACGAAGCUAUGUUCCCGACAUUCCCUAGUAAAGCUGGCCAGGAGCGAAGACGCAGAAGGUCGACACCAAAUGCUCCUGGAAGGGGGCAAAAGGCGGCAGAUCUGGGUAAUGUGGAUUUCAGCGGAAUAUUCGCGUCAAGAGAAAAGGAAGAACGGGGCGCCGGGUUCUCCUUGAGGAUGGUAUAAAUAUUGGCAUAUCCAGAUCAAAUAAAAUAAGCACCACGAUAAACACUAUUGGUUUAUAAGCAAGCGUGAAGUUAUCUUUGAACCUGACUAGGCGUGUUAUUGUGUCAUUAAGAGCUAUAUAGAUGGUGACGAUAGAUAAAAACAACCCUUUCCGAUGCCAUAAAUAUUCUAAAUAAUAAAUGUCACCAUUUUCGAUCCGUCGCCAGAAAGAUUUCCACCCUUCCCCUAUCGGCCCUUGCAAUUGCAAUAGAUCUCGUAUCAAAAAACGCCAGUGCAUGAUGUAUUGUCCUGAUUUGAAAUUCCCAGAUUAUACCGUUGUGUUUAUAAAUGUCUGCAUUA
Hypoxylon trugodes is the source of this 2019-nucleotide messenger RNA. RefSeq names its product kinase-like protein. The record is from RefSeq and is a predicted model, not a curated record. The coding region runs from base 295 to 1680 and encodes 461 amino acids. Gene Ontology annotation, biological process: regulation of mitotic cell cycle; protein phosphorylation. Gene Ontology annotation, cellular component: nucleus. NCBI's taxonomy places the organism in Eukaryota, Fungi, Ascomycota, Sordariomycetes, Xylariales, Hypoxylaceae. Gene Ontology annotation, molecular function: ATP binding; cyclin-dependent protein serine/threonine kinase activity. The transcript has a single exon.